Molecule: messenger RNA, 4719 nt
Organism: Ectocarpus sp. CCAP 1310/34
Lineage: Eukaryota; Phaeophyceae; Ectocarpales; Ectocarpaceae
Source: the annotation of a GenBank genome assembly
AUGGAGCUCAGCGCGGCGGCGGGACAGAGGGAAGAGCUCUACGCCAAGCAGAGCCGCGGCUCCAAGUACCGGACCGCCGAGGAGCGCGACGCCGUGCUCAAGUCGCAAGUGGAAUCCACCCGCUUGGCGGCCAAGGGGAAAUCGGACACGGCUGCAAGCCUGAAGAGCCAGGCCGUCAAGAUGUUGGAGCAGCUGGACCGGCAGCGGAAGAAGGCGGCCGAGAUGGAGGCCCAGCUGCAGGAGAGGCACCUGCAGUCGCAACGCGUGUCGGCGGACCUGGUGCAGCGGACCGCCGCCCGCAACAGCCUGGCCGAGGAGAGGAAGGAGAAGUGGAGGGUUAUUGAGGGCCUGCAGGACCGCAUUUCUGAGCAGAAGGCCGCGCUGGAGAAGAGCGAGCGUGACCUCCGGUUUGCCAUGCCUCGAAGCGUGGCCUCAGGACUGGACGCCGUAGAAGCUCUCGUCAAGGAGCAGCGCAUCGAGGGGUACUACGGUCCGGUGUACGAGAACUUCGCCCUUAGGGAUCCGGUUCUGGCAACGGCCGUCGAGGUAGCGGCUGGCAACACGAUCUUUAACGUGAUCGUGGACAACGACCACACCGCCGCCAAGCUCAUGCACAUGCUCGAGAGGAGGAAGCUGGGGAGGGUGACGUUCAUGCCCCUCAACAAGCUGGCCACGAGGAUGGCCCCCCGGAAGGAGCUAGGGAACAAGGUCGUGGCUUACCUCAUCGAGGCUGCGAUCAAGUUCAGGCCGGAGGUGAAGCCCGCGAUGGAGCAGAUCUUCGGGAAGAAGCUCCUGGCAAAGGACUUGGAAACUGCCUCAAAAUACUCGGAGCGGAAAGAUUGUGACAUGGACGUGGUGACCAUGAACGGGGAUGAAUUCAACCGCAAGGGUAGCAUCUCCGGCGGGUACCACGACGAGAGGGCCGGGAGGCUGCUCACGCUAGAGAAAAUCCGCGGGCUGAGGAGGGACCUGGACAAGCUGGCGGCGGAGCGGAAGGGCAUGCAAGCCAAGGCGGUGACGAACCUGCUCGGGGAGGUGCAGAAGCUAGAGGCCAAGAGGGCGAGCAUCCGCAACGUGAUGGCUCAGACCAACAAGGACCUGGGGCACAUCAAGAAGGCCACCGUCACCACCGAGGAGAAGCUGCACGAGAAGGAGGAGCUUCUGGAGCAGGUUAGCCGGGAAGCGCAGCAAGAAUCGAACAAAGCGGACGUCCUCCAAGCCGAGAUCGGCACCCCCCUCAUGGCUACUCUCACGGAGGCGGACCAGCGCACGCUUCACGAGCUCAACACUGUCCGCGUGCCGGCCCUGAACGCUCGGCUCAAGACCGAGUUCGACGCUCUGGAGGUGGCCGCCGCCGCACGGACCCGGCUCCUGUCCAUUCUCAACGGGAACCUGCAGAGGCGGAGAGAGGAGGUUCGAGAGCUGCUGGACCCCGAUAGAGGGGGCAUAGGGGGCAGCGCUAGGUCUGGGGAGGCGGAGGAGAGGCUCGAGACUCUCGCGCAACGGCGCGAGGAGCUCUCCAAGGUGGGGAGGUCUCUCGAAGCGCUGCGGGUGGAGCUGGAGGACAUGCAGAAGAUCGCUUCGGAGCGCAGACGAGAGGUUUCGGCGAUCCGGAAGGAAGUGGACAACAUGAAGGCGGAAGAGGCGAGACUGCUGGAGAGACUGGCGGAGGAGUCGAAGACGAUGGACACGAAGAAGCUGAUGAAGAAGCUGAACGCUGCCAACGAGAGUCUCAAGAAGUUCAGCCACGUGAACAAGAAGGCACUGGACCAGUACGUGAGCUUCAGCGAGCAGAGGGAGACCAUCCUCAAGCGGAAGAAGGAGAUCGACGCGGCGCAGACGGCCAUCAAGGAGCUCAUCGAGGGCCUGGACCUGCAGAAGGAUGAGGUGGGUCGUGGUUGUUUGCUGGCCACGGCGAUUCUGCGCACGUUCCGAGGGGUGAGCCAGAACUUCUCGGAAGUGUUUCAAGAGCUAGUGCCCUCGGGAUCGGGUGUGAUGGUCAUCAAGACCAGCGCCGACGCUGCCGCCACCGCCAAGAAGAAGGGUUCGAAGGACGCUGAGGAGGAAGAGGGGGAGGAGGAGGAGGAUGAAGGGGAGGGUGACGAAGAAGCAGGAAACCCCGGGUCCGGCAAGAAAUCUUCAAAAGGGAAAGGGAAAGCGAAGGCCAAGGCACGGGAAGGAGAAGAAGACGGAGCGGGGGCGGAUGAAGAAGAGCCGAACGGCUUGUCGCCAACGACGCUGGUCAGCGACUUCGUCGGCGUCCAGAUAAAGGUGUCGUUCGUGGCCGCGGGCGAAACGUUCCUCAUGUCGCAACUCUCGGGGGGGCAGAAGGCCGUGGUGGCUCUCGCCCUCAUAUUCGCGAUUCAGCGCUGCGACCCCGCCCCCUUUUACCUGUUCGACGAGAUUGACCAGGCACUGGAUAGCUCUUACCGCGCGGCCGUGGCCUCCCUGAUCCAGAGGCAAGCCCACUCGUCGGACAACCCGACGCAGUUCAUCACCACCACGUUCCGCCCGGAGAUGGUGGCUGUCGCAAGCCAGUGCUAUGGAAUCUCCCACCAGAACAAGGUGAGCAACAUCCACGUCCUGCCGCGCCAGGAGGCUUUGGGUUUCGUGGCCAACAUCAUGAACGAAGAAGAGGCCGUCGGGGUGGAGCUGCAGCAGCCCGCGAGUGCCGCGCGCCCAAAGCAGGGAGGAGGGUCACGCCGGGGCAGCAGAGGUGCCGGGGAGGAGGAGGAGGAUGAGGAAGAGGAAAAGGAGGAAGCGGACGAGAUGGACGUUGAGGAAGAGGAGGGCGACGACGAGGAGGAAGAGGAGGAGGAGGAAGAGGAGGCUCGUAGGCCGUCGAUGGAGGGCAAGAGGCGCAGGGUUAGGAGUGGGAGUGGGGGCGAACGGGAGUCUUCGUCGCGAUAGGGGUGCGGCGCAUCAUGGCAUGCGCGCGGCGACGACGAUGAUCAUGACGCUGUUGGCGUGGACAAAUACCUUCGAUAGUUUCAGCCCUCCGGUUGUUCUUGUGUGACGGCAAGGGUACCGUGCGUGAGCUUGUCUCGGGUUCUCGGUAGCGGGAGCCGACCGGAUUCCUUGUUCUUGGUGUUGGACAGGCACUAUUUUUCGAAAGCACAUACUCUGACGAUAGCGGGAUUUGGGUAGACGGAACAGCCAACCGAAUGUUCUGCGUAUGUUCUGUCUCGUUUGUCAGGGAAGCAUAAAGUGGUCGUACGUUGGUAGAGCGGCUGAAUGAAGAGACACAGUUGAGGCGCACGAUGUCCGUCAGAAGACGGCCAUCGUAGAUUGUCUUGGACUUGACUAUUUUCAACGCAAAACAGAGCAAGAGCUUUUUGCUUUCCUAGACGCUCAGCUCAACCCAGGUGCACUCAGAAACACAGGCCUCUCUUGCCCGACAAACGACCGGGAAGCACCCUGUGCGAGAAAUGAAUGGAGGUGAACAUCCCUGUUUCACGCAGAAGAGGAGACGAAAAAACUUGUUGCAUUCCACCAAAAACAUGGCGGAUCCCUGACGCUGUGCACCGAGUUGUCUUGGUUUGUUGCCGUUUUGUUUCCGAGGCCCAAGGAGGGGCCUUUGGACGGGCUCAAAUGGAAGCCCGGGCGCCUGAUUCGGGUUGAUUGCUGUCUUCGUUUCGCGGGAACAACGCGUGAUGCGGAACAGAGGUGCAGAUUGUAUCGACUCAGAGGGGCGCUCUUUUUGCUUGACGAUGAUAGCAUGCGUCGGGCGUCCACUUUGUAGCUUGCGUUCUUUCGUCUUUGGAUGCAGGGUCCCCGCCGGCCUGCCUGCCUGCCUGCCUGCCUGCCUGCCUGCCUGCCGCCUGCCUACAUAUAUAUCACGGUGGGAUUAGGAACUUGCAGUUAUGCACCUGUGGAAGAGACAAGAAGAUUGUGAGGAGGCGAUUGUAGUUUUUCAUCAACGUCUGGUCGGGCGUUUCCAGGCUAGACAGGGGCAGAAGGGCGGGUGCUGCUGCGGCCAGGAGCGGCAUGAUGAGGCUGAGCCACGAGGGUAUGACAAUGCCCUACAAAUAUGAUUUCUCUUUUCUGUACCUUUACACCGAAGGUUGCACCGUAUGUGAUGUAUUCAGGGUGUUAACUCUUCGCGAUGUAUAUUUUUUGGGGCGAUCUUGUCUGGUUGUUUCGUGCUGAAUUUUUUUACUAUUUGUGUGCACAGCAAGUCACACAGAUGGUCCCUUCGUUGUUUCCUCUUGCGUAUUUUGUCUGUAUGGGUAUAGUCUCGUUGCGUGUCCACUAUUUAGCCGCUUUUUGGUUCCGAUACGUCCUCGCUGUCGCAGAAGAAGACCCUCUGUGAAUUGUGUACAAUAGUCCGAGGAAAAUAGAGGAUUGUGACAUCCUGGGGGAUACACGCUUUUUGCUCUCGAAGCGUUUCACACACGUCAUCCGCUGGUGAAACUGAGGCGUGGGGUUUAGGCUAGGGUCAGAGCUGCAUGGUAUUUAGCACCCUCUGGGGGCUGAACACUUGGCAAAAUUUAGCGCUUUCAUUGGUCUUGUCGGCGCCAUAGCGAAUUGGACGUUCUGGCUAUGAACUUGUGGGCUCAAGUUAUUUGGCUGGAAUGGAUUGGAUCAGUCCGGAUCCCCGUGCCUUGGUACAGGAAAUAUUGAGAGGCCCCGGCGGAUACAAACUUUCAAGCUUUGGCCUUCCAGAUUUUGUGACACAUCUUGGGGGAAUAGAAGGAGACAGAGAGACAGAGAAUUCAA